AAAAAGACUAAAAUGGCGCUGGAUGACUCGAGCAAAGUAUCGAAGGUCAUUAAUUCAGAUUAUUUAGACAAGUGAUCUCUUGCAUAGAAGCAAUAAACAUUGUUUCAUUCGUCUAUUUUACAUUUGCUUCUGUCUCUUUACUUAUGAGUUCGUGACGUGUUUUUCCUCGAAAAUUCUACUACAGUUUGACGGAAGAAAUGAAUACCCACUAUGGAGGUGGUGGAAUUAUUUAAUAAAUACAACGAGAAACUAGGAUCUUUUAUUUUAUCAAGAUGGAUUGGCAAAUUAAUCACAGAAUAUCAAACAUCAAAGACCUUAUUUAUAAUCAUAAUAUCUGUUCUGUUAAUUGUAUUAAUUAUAUCGAUAAUCAUUCUUCGAAAAUGGAAAAACAAAGAAUUUCUACCGGAAGUAAAAGAAUUUGUCGGAGUAGGUACAGGCAAACCGAGAUUCAGAAAAAGAGACAAAUUACUUUUCUAUGGAAGAAAGAUGUUACGCAAAGCAAAAUCGAUCAGUGGACAAGUACACGCAACUGGACAAGGGAAAAAAAGAAAGGCUGUAAUGCGAUUCGCGCGAAGACUUUUACAGCUCAAGAAAGAUACGGUGCCCCUGCAACUAAAAGUACUGGAACCGCCUGCUGAAUAUUUAGAAGAAGACUUAGGCCCUGGUGAUAGAGUACCACCCGAUGCUUUGUAUAUGUUACAAAGUAUUAGAGUAUUUGGUCAUUUUGAAAAACCUGUUUUCUUAAAAUUAUGCAAACAUACGGAAAUUAUGAAUUUACCAGCUGGAAGUACUUUAUUUAAAAUUGGAGAUCCUGAUGAAAAUUUAUUUAUUGUACAGCAAGGCUUGGUUAAUGUAUAUAUCACAGGACCUGAUGGUUCUCAGAUAUCGUUAAAGCUGGUAAAAACAGGAGAAUCGGUCACUAGCCUCCUUAGUUUCACCGACGUACUUACUGGGCAUACAAGUACCUAUAAAACAGUAUCCGCUAGAGCUGUCGAGGAUUCUAUCGUAGUUAAGUUACCAAUGAGUGCAUUUCAAGAGGUUUUUCAAGAUCAUCCUGAUGCAUUUGUUCGAGUUAUCCAGGUCAUUAUGGUUCGCCUUCAGAGAGUCACUUUUACUGCUUUACAUCAGUAUCUUGGACUAUCUGCGGAAUUAGUUAAUCAAGGAACGCAUAAAAAGAAACAGAGUCCGUUUUCUGGAUCUCCGGUUAGAUCGAGAACAAAAGAAAGUUUUACUAGCCAAAGUGCAGAAAAUCAGUUCAGCGCGCCUGCAACCACUUCAUCGGAACAACAUGCUUCGAGUGAAAUACCUCAUCGUGAAACUUGUUCGUUAAAUAGUCAUCAAUCUGUACCUAUUGUUAUAAGUCGACGGUCGAAAACUAAUCUUGAUUGGAAAAAUGAAAAUUUAAGUGCACAAUCAGGUCAGAACACAGCAGACAUGGUGCCAGAAUGCGAUUCUCACUGGCCGAAUUCUUCGACCAUGACACCGCAACAAUCGCAACAAUCGCAACAAUCGCAACAAUCGCAACAUGGAUCACAACCGGACGUUGUACACAGUGGAAAUUCUCAUCAGAACAAAAAACGGUCUACUACGAUCGAACCAAUUCAGCAACAACUCGAUGAUGCACAUCUUGUGCAGAUAGCUACAGAAGCAUUUGUUAGAGAACUUGGCUUAGAAGAUGACUCUAUACUGAAAGAUGGCAAGGUUCAAAUCAGAGAAGUACCAGCUGGAACUUACUUAAUGAAGGAAGAAUCUCAUAAGGAUGUUGCACUUGUCUAUGUUGUAUCUGGUGCGUUAUUAGUUAGUCAACGCGUUUCAGAGGGAAGAGACAUAGGUCAAGAAGUCCACAUGUUUAGUGCUCAUCAAGGUGAAAUAGUCGGAGGACUAGCUGUAUUGACUGGAGAACCUUCUUUUUAUACUAUUAGAGCGAAACAUCCUAGUCGCAUAGCUCUUCUUAGUAAACCAACAUUUUUCGCUAUUAUGCGAGAACAACCUACUGUUGUAUUACAUGUAGCUCACUCGGUUGUUCGAAGACUUAGUCCCUUCGUACGGCAGGUCGAUUUUGCUCUCGAUUGGCUGUUCCUAGAAAGUGGUAGAGCAGUAUAUAGACAAGGAGAUGAAUCUGAUUCGACUUUCAUCGUUCUAAGUGGUCGAUUACGAUCAGUAAUCACGUAUACAAACGGGAAAAAAGAACUUGUUGCCGAGUAUGGUAAAGGAGAUCUAGUUGGUAUCGUAGAAAUGGUCACUCAGACUCCACGAUCAACAACAGUAAUGGCAGUACGAGACUCUGAGCUAGCAAAACUCCCUGAAGGAUUAUUUAAUGUUAUUAAACUACGUUUCCCGAUAGUAGUUACACGACUGAUAAAUUUACUUGGACAUCGUAUUCUUGGCACUUGGCAACAAGCACACGCAAAGAACGGUAGUAGUGAUACACAACGUGCUGCUGCGACAGUCGAUGCAAGACCAGCCCAAGUGAAUUUUUCAACUGUCGCGAUAGUUCCAGUAUCCGAUGAUGUACCAUUAACUGCAUUUACAUAUGAACUUUAUCAUUCAUUAUGCGCUAUUGGGCCGUGUUUACGUCUCACCUCAGAAGUCGUUCGCAAAACAUUAGGUAGUACUAUCAUGGAACCUGUAAAUGAAUAUCGAUUAACUUCGUGGCUUGCACAGCAAGAAGAUCAGCACAGAAUUUCGUUAUACCAAUGUGAUUCGACAUAUACACUGUGGACUCAACGGUGUGUCCGACAAGCUGAUUGCAUCCUUAUCGUAGGACUAGGGGACCGACCUCCAUCUAUAGGUAGAACUGAACGAGAAGUUGAACGUUUAGUGAUGAGAACGCAGAAAGAAUUGGUACUUUUGCACAGAGAAGGUGGGCAACGGCCUUCAAAUACAGUACAAUGGUUAAAUAUGAGAUCUUGGGUUUCUAGUCAUCAUCAUAUUCAGUGUCCCAAACGAAUGUUUACAAGAAGAUCUCAGUAUAGAAUUAACGAGCUGUAUUCGAAAGUUCUUAUGUCUGAACCAAACGUGCAUAGCGAUUUUAGUAGACUUGCUCGUUGGUUAACCGGAACUUCGGUAGGGCUUGUGCUCGGUGGUGGUGGUGCUAGAGGUGCGGCGCACGUAGGAAUGCUCAAAGCAGUUCUCGAAGCUGGUAUACCUAUUGAUAUGGUUGGUGGAGUUAGUAUUGGAGCAUUUAUGGGUGCACUGUGGUGCAUGGAAAAGAAUAUUACAACAACCACUCAGAAAGCACGUGAAUGGUCCAAGAAAAUGACACAGUGGUGGAGACAAAUAAUGGAUCUGACAUAUCCAGUAACAUCCAUGUUUUCAGGAAAGGAUUUUAAUAAAACGAUUCAAACAACAUUCGGAGAUACGUAUAUAGAAGAUCUCUGGUUACCGUACUUUAUAAUAACCACUGACAUCACUGAUUCCUGUAUGCGUACGCACACGCACGGAUCGCUGUGGCGGUAUAUUCGGGCUUCGAUGUCUUUGUCUGGUUACAUGCCCCCCAUGUGUGACCCAGUUGAUGGCCAUCUCCUGCUCGACGGCGGGUACGUCAAUAACCUUCCAGGUUUACUAUGGAGAUACAUUCGAGCCAGUAUGACGAUUGCGGGGGUUUUUCCUCCUAUUUGCGACCCUCUUGACGGGCAUCUUUUGGUCGAUGGGUGUUAUGUUAAUAACGUGCCAGCUGACGAAAUGUUGAGGCAGGGAGCGCAUCACAUUCUGGCGAUUGAUGUUGGCUCACAAGACGAUACAGACUUAACAAAUUACGGAGACUCUUUAUCCGGUUGGUGGUUAUUAUGGAAACGAUGGAAUCCCUUCGCCACGCCUGUUAAAGUUCCAAAUUUACCUGAUAUACAGUCCAGAUUGGCAUACGUGAGUUGUGUACGACAACUAGAAGAAGUUAAAAACUCCGAUUAUUGUGAAUAUAUCAGGCCUCCAAUUGACAAAUAUAAAACUCUUCAGUUUACUAAUUUUGAUGAAAUUAAAGAUGUCGGGUAUCAACACGGGAAAACAUAUUUCGAGGGACAAUCGAAAGCUGGAGUUCUUCCUAGAUUUAAUGCCGAUAGAGAAAAUGCACGGGCUUUACGUGCAAAACAUCAAGCGGCGAAUCAGCAGUCCCUGUCUUCGUAUACUUUUACAGAUUUGGCUCAAAUGGUUUGCAAAGUCUCCAGAGGGAAUCGAUACGUUGAUUUGGAUAUUGAUACUGAUACAGAUGAAUUAGAAGAAUAUGAGGCGGAUUUAGAGGAAGAUGCACAAGAAGUAGGUUAUGCCUCUGAACCCACUGCCGGUAUUUUAGACCAGAGUCCUGACGAUAGCCGUAUGCGAGGAAGAGCUGGUGUUUCUUUAAGUUUAUCUGACACAGAAGCAGAAUCAGAAUUAGAUUACCAUACAAAAAUGUUUUAAACACUUUCUCAAUU
Molecule: messenger RNA, 4409 nt
Organism: Osmia bicornis bicornis
Lineage: Eukaryota; Metazoa; Arthropoda; Insecta; Hymenoptera; Megachilidae
Gene: sws
Product: neuropathy target esterase sws
Exons: 16
Coding region: 211-4395 (1394 amino acids)
Biological process (GO): phosphatidylcholine metabolic process
Cellular component (GO): endoplasmic reticulum
Molecular function (GO): phosphatidylcholine lysophospholipase A1 activity
Source: RefSeq, a predicted model, not a curated record